AUGGUUCGUUCAACGCAAAGAUGGUUCGUGCUUAAUUCCUGCGAUGUCCCAACGCAACUGGUGCAUCGAUAUUGGGCCAAGGAGCCAAAAUAUGGGACCCGAAACAUAUUCGCAAAGCUCCCUAGCUACGCCAAUGACAUCAGAAGAACCGAGACAGGGGAUUUAUGGGUUGCCUUGCAUUCCAAGAAAACUCCAUUUCUAGGCGGGAAGCCUCAUGCCGUGGCCGUGAAACUCUGCGGCGAGACCAGUGAGGUUUUGGAGAUUCUUGAGGAUAGUGAAAGGAAGAAUAUGAAGUUUGUAAGUGAGGUUCAAGAGAGAUAUCGUAAGCUCUGGUUUGGGUGUGUGUUUCUGCCUUCCGUUUGGGUUCUCGAUUGUUGGUGA
Messenger RNA from Microthlaspi erraticum, 381 nucleotides. The record is from the annotation of a GenBank genome assembly. NCBI's taxonomy places the organism in Eukaryota, Viridiplantae, Streptophyta, Magnoliopsida, Brassicales, Brassicaceae.